Molecule: messenger RNA, 1613 nt
Organism: Physcomitrium patens
Lineage: Eukaryota; Viridiplantae; Streptophyta; Bryopsida; Funariales; Funariaceae
Product: grpE protein homolog 2, mitochondrial
Biological process (GO): protein folding; protein import into mitochondrial matrix
Cellular component (GO): PAM complex, Tim23 associated import motor
Molecular function (GO): adenyl-nucleotide exchange factor activity; protein homodimerization activity; protein-folding chaperone binding
Source: RefSeq, a predicted model, not a curated record
GUUGGGAUGCUCUGGAUCCAAUCGGCUGUGGUGUCGAAGUGCCGAACGUGUAGAAUUCUUGCUUGGUCACUACUCCAGGUCUUCGUGAUUCUUCGUGUGUUCGUAGAGCCGCUUCGGCGCUUGUACCCGUUUCGUUCUUGGAAUCGCAGGAUUUGCCUCAGGGUUUCGUCCACUAGCAUUCGUUUCAUAUUGUGUGUGCGUGUGGGUGAGAGUGAGAAAUAGGAAAUCUUAGUUGUACAGCAUUCGACGAUCGUGGUGUUCUGAGCUUGAGGAUUAGCUGAAGGAAGAGGGUUUUAGAAGCCAUGAGUAGUAGCAAGCAUGCCAGGUUGCUGUUCAAAGCGUUUCAAAAGCCGCCGCAGAUACGGUGUUUUCGAGCGCCAUCGUCGUCUGCGCCAAUUAAUGAGAAAUCUGUGUUUUCCACGAAGUUGAGUGGCACCGAAUUUCUCUCUCCACUCUCCAAGAGAUGGACCGCUUUUUCGCUUCAUCGUGCAGUGCCCCAAGUUUCUUCUAUUUCUAACCUCAACAGUUUUACACAUUUUUCAUCUGCCGCCUCUCCAGAUGUUUCAGACAAAACGGGCAGUCCAGAGUAUUCUGCAGCAGAACCUAGUCGUACAUCAACAGCUGAAGGAACUUCUGAAUCAGUCCAACACGCAGAAAGAUCCAAUGACAUUAAAGCGGAUGAUUUAGCGAGAAUGGUUGCAGAAAGAGAUGCCCUACUGCAAGAGAAAGAUAAAACUAUUAAGGAAUUGCAAGACAAGGUGCUCAGAGGUUAUGCCGAAGUUGAGAAUGUCAUGGCCAGGGCAAGACGGGAAGCUGAGUCUACUCGUAAAUUUGCCCUGCAGGGCUUUGCCAAGGGGUUACUGGACGUGGCCGAUAACCUUGGGCGAGCUACAGGGGCAGUUCCUGAAAACCUUCGUAAACUAGAUUCUACUUUGGAAGAUUCAAGUGGCGCGGCGAAGGUGUUGAUUACAUUACUGCAGGGUGUCGAGAUGACGGAAAAGCAACUACAGCAGGUAUUUAGACAAAAUGGUUUGGAGAAAUUCGAAUCCGAGGGAAAAGAAUUUGACCCCAACUACCAUUCUGCAAUGUUUGAAUUGGAAGACGAAACCAAAACUCCUGGCACAGUUGCCAUAGUCACGAAGGUGGGUUACUUGCUCCAUGACCGCGUUAUUCGGCCUGCUGAAGUGGGCGUUAUCAAAGCUAAGGAGUGAAGAGUAUUUACGUCAGUUUUAUUGACGGAGUUGGCUGAAAGCCACGUGAGAAUCUCUAUGUUGAGAAAAAUCAAGCUUAGGAUAUGUGUUAAGGAUAUCCAUGAUCUAUAGAGAUGCUCUCAUAAAUUUUGACAGUGGAUAUCCUUUGUGGUUAUUUGGAUACUUUACAUUUUUUUAUACAAAAAUUAAAGAGGUCGGAAAAACAAAGAAUCCAACUACACAUUCGAGUCUGUGAACGGUCUCCCCAAUAAGUGUCCAGUAAUUAGGUGUCGAGUAACAAAGUCUACUCGCGAGUUUGCUUUUGCGCACGCAACAGUAGGUGCAACACAAACACUAGUUCGGCAUUGUUCCAUUUUCUAUGGACCGCUAAUAACAAUUCCUGUUGCUGGUGAACUUGAUCAA